This is a messenger RNA of Durotheca rogersii, 2739 nucleotides long. Its product is annotated as cysteine proteinase. The transcript has 2 exons. Bases 1 to 2739 code for a protein of 912 amino acids. Gene Ontology annotation, biological process: proteolysis. Gene Ontology annotation, molecular function: calcium-dependent cysteine-type endopeptidase activity. The record is from RefSeq and is a predicted model, not a curated record. NCBI's taxonomy places the organism in Eukaryota, Fungi, Ascomycota, Sordariomycetes, Xylariales, Xylariaceae.
AUGGAGGUAGAGGCAAAGGAACGGGAAGCGUUAGCCUCUAGGACCUACGGCAAGGAUGCCUUGGAUCACACUAUAGCUGCCGCGGAGCUAUAUAUGAAGGCCGCCCGGGCGGCGUCUAUCCCAGGGGAGAAGAGCCGCCUUACCAAGAAAUGCCACGAGGUUCUCUCGAGGGCUGAGGCCCUUAAGAAGCUGGGUCAGGACAGAAAUAGUGUCGAGAUCGUGGAAAAACGCCUGAAGCUGCCACGACCGACGCGCCAGGUCCCAGCAAGUGAACAGGCCAUCUUGCUUCGUAGUUCCCGCUUGCAUGGGAACAUCUUUCCGCCUUGGGAGUCGGAUCCCGACCCCAACGAAUUCAGCGACGAGCUUUUCGGCGACCCCUCGGAGUUCUCCCUUUCCGAACGCCAAAAGGCCGUCUUCGCAGGCUGGAAGAGGCCGCUGGAUAUCGUAGGCUCAGGCGCCCAACCAGAUCCCAACAGCCAGGACGAUGGCUUCCUUAUGGAGGCCAAACUCGACUACGACUUAGUUCAGGACGUAACAACAGACUGUUCGGUCGUUGCGAGCCUCUGUGCUAGCAUGAGACACCUCCGCCCGGGCCCUACGUCCAUCUUACCCACCAUAAUGUUCCCUUGCGAUUUACAGAGUGGGCAGCCGAACAUCUCUCGUAGUGGGAAGUACGUGUUUCGCAUGUUCUUCAACGGCUGCUUUCGAAAAGUAGUUAUCGAUGACCGGCUCCCUUCCUCCUCCAACGACCGCACUCUCUACGUCGUGGAUCGUCAGAAUCCGGGCCUCGUCUGGCCCGCCCUGAUGGAGAAAGCCUACCUCAAGGUUCGGGGCGGCUACGAUUUCCCUGGAAGUAACUCCGGCACCGACUUGUGUGCGCUCACAGGUUGGAUACCGCAGCAACUGUUCCUGCAAAGUGACGAAAUUGACUGGGACCGAACAUGGAAACGUGUUAAGAAGGCCUACGAUUACGGCGACGUAGUAAUCACGUUGGGAACUGGCCGGCUCUCACCUGAUGAGGAGGAGACUCUGGGCCUGGCCGGCGAACACGACUAUGCAGUGCUCGAUAUGGCCGAAACUCAAGGGAACAGAAAAAUGCUGGUCAAAAAUCCGUGGUGCGACGGCCUCGUCUGGAAAGGGGUAGGCUCGUCUGAAGCAGCGUCGCAGGCGACGGCAGAUGGCCAUCCUGUCAAGUUGAAGCCUGGUUCGUUCUGGAUUAGCUUUGACGACGUGACACAGAACUUCGAGUCGCUGUAUCUGAACUGGAACCCGAGCCUCUUCACCGAGCGCCAGGACCACCACUUUACGUGGAAACCCCCGCAGGCAAUCAUCGCCGGCUCGUUCGUGCACAACCCGCAAUACUCGAUGGAGGCCGCGGCAGACGGCAGCACGUGGAUUCUGCUGAGCCGUCACUUCCAGGAUGGUGAGCUGGAAAUCAUGCGUAACCACCAGGUCACGACCUCGCUGGCCGCCGUCUCGAGCAAGCUCGGUUUCAUGAGUGUGUACGUCUUCGCCGACGGCGGGGGCAAGCGCGUGCAGUUGAGCGACCGGCCGGUGUACCGCGGCGACUUCGUCGACUCGCCGCAGAUGCUCGCGCCCUUCGAGGCGAAGAAGGGCGUCCGGUACACGGUCGUCGUCGCGGCGCAGGAGCUGCCGCUGCCGCAGUACUCCUUCACGCUGUCCUUUUUCUCGCGCGCGGCGCUCGCCGUCGCCCCGGCGCAGCCGCCCUUUCGCCACUACGCCGAGGUCCGCGGCAGCUGGACCCGGCGCACGGCCGGCGGCAACGCCGCCGCCCCGACGUACGUGCAGAACCCGCAGUUCGGCGUCACGCUGCCCCAGGCGGGGCCGCUCUCGCUGCUGCUCUCGACCGCGCGCGACGACCUGCCCGUCCACGUCGACUUGGUGUGGGCCGCGGGCCGCCGCGUCGUCGCGGUCGGGAACCGCGACCUCGUCGUGACGUCGGGCGACUACCGGCGCGGCUGCGCGCUCGCCGAGAGCGCGUCCGUGGACGCGGGCGCGUACACGGUCGUCUGCUCGACCUUCGAGCCCGGCUGCCUCGCUGACUUCGUCCUGCGCGUCGGCUCCGACUGCCCCGUCACCAUCGCGCCCGUCCUCGCCGACGCCGCCGGCCGCCUGCGCACCCACCUCCCCAUCCUCGCCCCCGGCGGCGCCGGCAAGGUCCGUGCCGUCGUGUCGGCCGCGCGGCUCACGCGCGCCAGCGUCGUCGUGACGCGCAGCGGCGACGGCGGCGGCAAUAGCAGUAAUAAUAGCGCCCAGCAGCAGCAGCCUCUCAACCAUCCCGGCAGCGGGAGCAGCACGCCGCGCCCGCGCCCGACGGUCCGCGUCAGCCUCGAGUACGGCACGGGCCCGGACAAGGCCGUGCUCGCGUCGACCGACGACGACGGCAACUACUACCACCAAUACGACGUCGACGGCCGCGGGGCGGCGGCCCCGGGGGCGGGCCGGACGGGGACGCUGGCUCGGGCGGCGGCGGCGGCGGCGGACGUGGGGUCGGCGGCCGGGCCCGGCGAGUUCCGCGUGGUCGGCCCCGCGGGCCUGCGCACGCCCGAGUUCGACAUCGACCCGCGCGCCCGCGGCGGCCGCCCGCUCUGGCUCGUCGUCGAGCAGCUCGGCCUGUACCACGGAGGCGGCGGAGGAGGCGCCGCCGACGGCCUGCUGGUCGAGAUCCUGAGCGAGGGCCCCGUGCGCGCCGGCGCGUGGGAGGCGGUGGACGAUUGA